Molecule: messenger RNA, 621 nt
Organism: Aspergillus fischeri NRRL 181
Lineage: Eukaryota; Fungi; Ascomycota; Eurotiomycetes; Eurotiales; Aspergillaceae
Exons: 2
Coding region: 1-621 (206 amino acids)
Source: RefSeq, a predicted model, not a curated record
AUGAGCCACACCGCCAACCCCGACUCCUUCGACAAUGGUAAGAACCAGGACUUCAUCCAUCCCAGUGUCCAGCGUUCUGCUCCCAUGAGAAAAGACGGCCACCAAUUAGGCACAAAAGUCAGCCCUGCAGACUUCAAGCCCGAGUUCCGUGCCGAGACUCAUCCUCCUGGCACUGCUCCCGCCAGCAAUUCAUACACCCCAAACACCACCGGAGAGUCCGGCGGCCAGGCCUUGAACCCCUUGGUCGAGCGCAGCCAUGGAAAGGAGGCCGUCAAGACCACUGCCGAGUCGACGUUGAGGGGAGCCACCUCCAAGGACGUCCACAAGGGUCUGGGCCACCCCGGCUCUGGCCAGACCAAGACCGAAAUCAGGCACGAUGGCCAGCACCACCGGAAGCACGAGGGUGCCGGCCUCGAGGGUGUUGGCAGCUACCGUGAAGACAAGUUUGAGCGCACACUGGCUGACCAGCGCGGUAUUGAGCGCGAAGAGGCCAGGCCCAACGAGCACGGCGACAAGGGCGUUGCGGCUGCCGAAGAUAUCCCUCCCCAGUCGGCAGAGACGGCGGCUCACGAAUGGAAGUAUGAGCCUGGCACCAAGAGGGAUAACGCUGCCAGGCACUAG